Messenger RNA from Thermothelomyces thermophilus ATCC 42464, 950 nucleotides. RefSeq lists its product as uncharacterized. Lineage: Eukaryota; Fungi; Ascomycota; Sordariomycetes; Sordariales; Chaetomiaceae. Gene Ontology annotation, biological process: mitochondrial electron transport, cytochrome c to oxygen. The record is from RefSeq and is a predicted model, not a curated record. The transcript has 4 exons. Gene Ontology annotation, cellular component: mitochondrial inner membrane. The coding region runs from base 316 to 789 and encodes 157 amino acids.
CGCAGAAUCUCAUUGGCGGGGUCCAGGCAAGCAUAGCAAAAAUGCCAACGCUAGUCACUUAAGCGAGCAGCGAACCUCGAAACAGCCGAAAGAUCAUUCGAUACCAAUCGAUGCCAAUAUCCGAGGCUUCCAGGAUCAGUCAACACCAACGCACACGGCGACUUGGCCUUGACUUGCACCCAAUUCAAUUGCGAAACCAAAGCUCUCUUUCCGGGCCAGCCCAUUGUUGUCGAGCCUCCCCGCUCCGCCAAUUGCCCGCCUCACCCCCCGGACACGGGAUAUAUUUUUCCUUCUUGCUCGUUCUCAAGUGCGAAAAUGUCGGCGUCCCUGCUCCGUGUUGCCGCUCGCGGCCCCUCCAGCGUCCUUCGCGCCAAUAUCGUCGCUGCCCGGCCGCAGCCCGUGGCCGCGCGCGCCGGCCUCGCUGCCUCGACCAACAGCUUCAGCACAUCGGCCCGCCUGCGCUCCGCGCACCAGGAGGAGACCUUUGAGGAGUUCACCGCCCGCUACGAGAAGGAGUUUGACGGUGUCCAGGACGUUUUCGAGCUCCAGCGCAACUUGAACAACGCCUUCGCCUACGAUCUCGUCCCCGCUCCCUCCGUCAUCGCCGCCGCUCUCAGGGCUGCCCGGAGGGUCAACGACUUCCCGACCGCCGUCCGCAUUUUUGAGGGCAUCAAGGCUAAGGUCGAGAACAAGAGCCAGUACGAGCAGUACCUGGAGGAGCUCAAGCCCCUGCGUGAGGAGCUCAGCAUUCCGCUCAAGGAGGACCUGUACCCGGAGGAGGCCAACUAAAUCGAACCUCUUGGUUGCAUCCCCCCGAGAAACCAGCACGGCCUUGUCUUCACAAUGCCUUGGGUGAUAUCAUAGCAACAGCUCCCCUGGUCCAUUGGGUUGUCGAGGGUGCCGCAAAUCAAUCUGUAUGUGUCCUGACCUAGAUUCUGUUUACCAUGUCA